AUGCUUAGCAAUAUUGAUAACACCCAAAUUAACAAGUUGCUCGAUAGGUUAAAUGACGAUGAGCUGAGAAGGUUAAUAAAAUACAAUGUGGACAAAAGUUCAACAUUAGCCUUCUAUUGUGAAAAGAACAAUCUGAAAUUAACAGUGGAGGAAUCCAUUAUUAUAGAUCCAGGUACAAGUCCAACUAUAGUAUGCAAUAAGAAACUAAUAACGGACCUGAAACCAACAUCGUUGGAGAUAAGUGGCAUAAGUAGUGAACUGGUUGGUGUUGAAUUUGGAACCAUGACUUUGAGGCUGGAAAAUGAUGACAUAAUUGAAAUAACCAAUGCAUUGUACGCACCCUCGUCUAAAUGUAAUUUAUUAGCUAUAGAUGUCUUUAAGGAACAUGGAUAUGAAGUUGCUUACACACUGAAUGGUGUAUGUAUGUUAAGAGAUGCAUUUUUAAACGCUACUCCCAUUGGGACACAGGUAGAAAACAAAUUAUAUUUCUAUGACCAAAUGAUAUUGAUUGACGAGAAGUUUACAACUGUACAGGCUUUCCCAGCACAAGACAUCUCAGGAUUCUAUGCUCAAGCUUCACCUUACUCAUCAGUAGUAAAAUUCAUAACAAAUGAAGACUUUGACUCAACAUCGGAAAAAAUAAGUAGCAAUAUAAAAAGGGAAUCAAAUCCCUUCUAA
Molecule: messenger RNA, 678 nt
Organism: Vanderwaltozyma polyspora DSM 70294
Lineage: Eukaryota; Fungi; Ascomycota; Saccharomycetes; Saccharomycetales; Saccharomycetaceae
Exons: 1
Coding region: 1-678 (225 amino acids)
Source: RefSeq, a predicted model, not a curated record